Molecule: messenger RNA, 489 nt
Organism: Sycon ciliatum
Lineage: Eukaryota; Metazoa; Porifera; Calcarea; Leucosolenida; Sycettidae
Exons: 2
Coding region: 1-489 (162 amino acids)
Source: RefSeq, a predicted model, not a curated record
AUGAUGCGUCUUGAAGAGUGGGGAGAACGCUGGUGUAUCAGAUUCCAGCCCUCUAAAUCGCAACAGCUGCUGAUGACCACGAAAGCCACACGCCCUGUUGUCCCCGACAUCAAGGUUGGAGGCAUGGCGGUUCCGGAGGCCUACACCAUCAAGAUUCUUGGUGUGACAUUCGACGCCAUUAUUGGCCCUGGUGCCCUUCUCCAAAGCCUGUGCCACCGCCAGACUGUAUCUGGGCUGGAGGCAAAACCGCCUGUUUGUGGUGCGACGUUACCUAAACUUCAUCACCAUCAACAACAACAACAACAACAACAACAACAACAACAACAAAAACAACAACAACAUCAACACCACCACCAACAACUAUAUCGUGAGAACAAAGAUUUGAAACAACAACAACAACAACGACAACAACGACAACAACAACGACAACAACGACAACAACAACAACAACAACAACAACAACAACAACAACAACAACCGCUCUUGUAA